This is a messenger RNA of Fimicolochytrium jonesii, 783 nucleotides long. RefSeq names its product Acylphosphatase-like domain-containing protein. The record is from RefSeq and is a predicted model, not a curated record. The coding region runs from base 162 to 644 and encodes 160 amino acids. NCBI's taxonomy places the organism in Eukaryota, Fungi, Chytridiomycota, Chytridiomycetes, Spizellomycetales, Powellomycetaceae. The transcript is spliced from 3 exons. Gene Ontology annotation, molecular function: FAD binding; blue light photoreceptor activity.
CGAACCAGCAUACGCCCGAGACAACUUCCCUGUUGGCAUAACCGUUGGCAUAAGGAAGAGGAAGCCGAGUCGAAAGAAACAAAGCUUGGGCGUCAGACUCCAGGGGUGAAGAACAACGUCCCUUUCUCCGUCACCACAUCAUUCUCGACGUCCCGCUAGUCAUGACCGACAUCAGCACAGCGCUGCCCGCAGCAUCUCUACCGGAACCAACAAGUUGCCCACCAGACGAUAAACCAACAACAUUACGGCAAAUCGUCUACGUCUCGCAAGCACGGACCGAUCUCACGUCCCGGCAACUGGCCGCCAUCCUCAACACCGCCCGGACAAAUAACGAUCACAACAAGAUAUCAGGGAUGCUUGUUUUCAAUUCGGGCCAGUUCAUGCAAUGUAUCGAAGGCCCAUGGUCCGAAGUCGAGGCCUUGAUGUCGGGAAUAAAGAAGGACCGCAGACACGAAUACAUGGCAAUACUGCUAGACCAGGCGAUCACGGAUCGAGAUUUCGACUGCUGGCUUAUGGGGUUCAAAGAUCUCAGCUUGAACAAGGCGUUCGCGGAGAACGAUGAUGUGAUCGAUGCCGACUUCCUAGGGCAUUUGGCGCAUCCGAGCAGGGCGGUGGCGUUGUUGGCAUCGUUUGCGAAGCUGUAGAUGAUUGAUGUGGACUGACGCUGAAGGCUACGAGGGAGGGGAGGAGGAUGGGGUUGCGGCGGCUGGAUGGAACAGACUUACUGUCGCAUCAACCCUCCGCGCGGUACGUUAUGAUAUGCUUUCCGAGUGGCGGCGAGAG